AACCGCCCUAAAGCCGGUGCUGUAACGUGAUCUAACACGCGGCUGUGAAUCUCUUGCUCGCUCAUUCGCACUGCAGACUGUCGCGCAGGCUUUUCUGAUAUAAGUGAGGAGCCACGACCCUCAAAAUUACCUCUAGGCCUCAAGGGCAAAUAGUCAUAUAUUCAUCCUCCACUGCCAAUAUUUAAUAUCGCUGUAAUCCCGGUGCCAUUUCGGACUUUCAACAUGGGGGAAAAGCUCUCGACAUGGACGCUUCUAGCGGUCUUUUCUCUGCUGAUAGUGAAAGGAAUAAGUCAGGAUCUGGACUUGGCAGAUGCAUUUGACAGUGAUGAACUAACUAGCCCACCACCUAAAGUGAACCCAGCAGGUGGUGCAGGAGGAGCAGGUGAAGUGAAACCCAGUCUUAAACCUGUUAAGCCCACAGUCAAGGAACCAGCAAAGCACAAGCCCAAACAAACAGAAGAGACAUUCACUGAUUUGUUUGAUGCCACCAUUCGACCAGGCCUGUUGCUCCGAACACCCCCUAGUCUUCUCCGAACCUCUGUUCCCCCUCGGAAAGCCCAGUCUGAUUUUGGGGACUUGAAUCUUGAAGAUGCCUUGAGCCCCGACAAUGACAUCAGAGGAAAGGGCAAAGACUCUGGCAAAGGCGAUAAAGACCUCGGAGGAGGGGGCCGUGAUGAAGGCAAACCCAAUAGCAGAGGUGGAACUGGUAGUGAAUUCUCAGAUGCAGACCUUGCAGAUGUGGGCAAUGAUAACUCCUACAAACCCGACAAAGGCAAAGGUGGAAGAGGUGGAAGUAGUGGCGGACAUAGUGGCAGUGGUUUGGAUCAUGCUGAUGACAACUACGACACCAUGGCUGAGACUGGAACCAUUGCUGGUAUUGUGAGCGCUAUUGCUAUGGCUCUGGCCGGUGCAGUGAGCGGUUACAUCUCGUACCAGAAGAAGAAGUUGUGCUUCAGCAUACAGCAGAGUCUGAAUGCAGAUAUGGUGAAAGCAGAUGCCCCAGAUGCUGUAGUUGCACAGGAGCCACAAGUUCAACAAACUCUUCUCCAGCCUCCCAACGCUGAGCCGCCAACAGAGGAAAAUGCGGUGUAAUCUGAAAUGCAUCAUCCAAACUGAAGAGGGCGCAGUUCUAAAUCAUUGUUCUCCCAUUUGAAUGCCACUGUAUUUCCUGGCACAUUUACACCACAACUCCCUUUUUGAAGUACCAAUGUGACUGUUUAAAUCAACCUUAAACAUAGUGUAAUCAUUUUUAAUUAAAUUCUAUUUUAACUGUUCACAUGCAACAAUGCAGUAAGCCUGUUUGCAAUAAUAUUGCUAUGAAUUGGAAAACACCUAAUAAUGAAUUUUAGCAUAAUCUGCUGAGACCCAAGAAAUCUCACUUGGGUCUUUUUACAGAGGCCCAUACAAAGAGUCCCACACAUACUGCGCUACAGUCUUUUUGUUUGUCAAUUUAGCUGCUCAUUCCUAUUGUGCACAAAUGCAUAUUAAUGAACAGUGAUACAAGUGAUUAAUCCAAGGUUUACAAAAACAUCUGAUUGGAUAAUCAUAGAAAUAUGCUUUUAAAGGUCAAGACUGUUUUCCUUACUUUUUAACGGCAAGACAGGCUUAACAAGAUCCAUUGUUGUGGAAUCUGCAAUUGAAAAAAAAGAUGAAGGAUUCUUGAAGGAUGUUGUUGUUGUUUUAACAUGAUCUGUAUAUAUUUGCCUUGCUUUCACAGAGCAACGUGAAGAUUGUUACACAUAUAUGCAGGUUUUUGUGUCUUAGAUAACUUUUUACUAAUGUCUUUUUGAGGGGAAAAAAACGACGAACAACUGAAGUCAAAAACUAACCAACAGCUGCUUCCUUCUAAUUUGCUUUUUAAAAAAACGAAACGAUGACUAAAAUGGGUAUAACUGUGAAGAUGUGACGUGUGUUGAUGAAGAAGCCGUGUUGACUGCUUUUGUGUGUGUUAGUUGGAUGUCAGUGGUUCCGAUUCCUUAUUUUGAGGAAUAGUUUGAUUCGGCGAGAUCAGAAUGAGUAGAUACAUUAGCGUGAAGUAACUCGUAACCGAAGUUGUGUUUUCAUGUUAGCACAUGUUAAGCAGUGUAGUAACUCUUCCUAUCGCUAAUUCUGAUCCAUUGCCUUUUGUGGGGUUUUAAGGGGUUAAUGUGCUUGUAUAUUGCAUACCGUUUCCAAGUUUGUACUCAAACCGUUGUAUCAGUGUAUCUCUAUUUACACUUGUAGCAGUAAAUGUACAUAAAUGUUUGUGCCCCCCACUCUUUUUGGAUUACGGGGAGUAGUUUUUCGCCCUAGCUUAGUGUUUGUAUCGUUUGUAGCAUGUUUCAGCUUUAGCUUUCAGACUUUUUAGAGACCUGUUACACCCUCGCUAGUUGUGCUAUUGCCUUAAUGAGUCCCUAGCUGCUUUCCUGUUUUGCUAAUUUUCCCUCUUCGUUAGCCAAGGUUCCUGCGUUGGUGCCACAGAGCUUGACUAGACCCUUCAUUUCUUCUGAUUUGGAAGGUCACCAUCUAGAAGUAAGUAGAGUUAGCAAAACUGGAUUAAAGAGCAGCACAGUCCUUACCAUCCUCUGGCCCAGUUGAGAUGCUCCAGAUUUUCCUGUAGCUGUUGUUUUUCACUGUGAAUUCAGGUGCACCUUUGUUUCCCCCUAACCCAAGCCCUUGCCAAUGGUGCUUUCCUUCCCAAUGCCUUACCACGCUAACAUUAGGGAAGACACGCUAGUUUACUAACACAGCACUAACAGUCACGACCGUUAGAAGGGCUGCCUCACUUGAAUGUCUACAAACUAGACGUACUAGGUUAUGUACGUUGUUCCAGUUUAAAGGUGUGGUCACAUUCACCGAAAUUUGUGGCCAAAAAUGUCCACCGUCAAAGGCUGAUUGAUCACGCAGAUCACUUUCAAACCACGCAGCUUUCUGUUAAUUUGUGUGACAAACUGCGAAUUCUGCAUCCGAACAAAAUGUUGCCCUCGCGCAAAAUUCCUGAUCACAUGGAUUCUUAUUGAAAUUUCGACCACAAAAAAGUUCCAGUAAAUGUGACCUCACCGUAACACUCUAUUGCAGAUUGAACUGAUCUGAAAUAUUGUUAACUCGCAUGCCCAAGAUAAAGCAGAUUUACAAGUCUUGCGAAUGGUAACGAUGUCAAAGACAUAUCGGCACAGAAUGUUGCCUGGUACUUUCCCUUAAAGGCUUUUGUACAGUAUCUAGGGUGAAAACCAACAAAGAGAAUGUUAGCUGAAUGUAACUCUUUUUACUGCUUUGGCUACCAGAACAAUGUAGCUUUUUUGGUGCUACACUUGUAAGAAAUGAAGAACACCAAAGAUGAAAUGUGAUGGGUUUUGCCUUUUUGCAUGUUCUUUGACUUUGGUGUGAGUCUAGUGAUCCAGUGGAAUGAAUUUGAAACAGCUGAGUGAAAGAUACAACAGUCUCGGUUAAGGCAAAUGUGGAAAUUCACAAGUGUCUUGAACAUUUUCGACAACAUUAUCACCUGUUUGUGAUGAACUGCUUCCAGAUUUAUUGCUUGGGUGCAUUAUGUAUCUGUUAAAACCUCCCUAAUUCCUUCAAUUGACCAUCUACAUUUCUGGGCACUAGUAGUUCGUAUGGUGGAUGUUGCAUUUGUAAGGAUCUCUGGGCUCUCUGGUGUCGUUUGGCCAGUAUAGUUGCAAUUUUGUCAAAACAAGGGUGUACACGCCGAACUGUACUGAUAUGCAUGUUUCAGAUUCUAGCUGUAGAUAUUAAAGGUUUUUCUUGUGUACUGGGUUUAUUUAUGAACUUGAGAAAUUUGUUAUUGGGAUGAUAGUUUCUGAAAUGUCUUGAUUUGCACUGCCAGUUUAGUUCUUGCAUCAUGGUACUGCCACAGAUUAGACUGUAAAGCCAUAGGUUUAUCUGUCAUUGAAUGAACUAAAAUUCUGCUUUGACGUAAACCUCAGAAAUAUUGACUUUCAGAAUUAAACCUCACAGUUUUUAUCAGUGCCUGCUCACUCAAAUACAGACUGUGAUGAAAACACAAUUAAUUACACAGGUAUCAACUGGCAAUCCUCUUCUAGACAUUUUAAUAUUCAAAUGUACUCAAAUUUCACUCUGUAUCUCACUUGUUAUACUUGGUGGUAAAAAAAAAAAAAUCAGCAUACAGAAACCCAAUAAUAAACUAUUUAUCUUGUCUUUGA
Sinocyclocheilus rhinocerous is the source of this 4160-nucleotide messenger RNA. Its product is annotated as CD99 antigen-like protein 2. Lineage: Eukaryota; Metazoa; Chordata; Actinopteri; Cypriniformes; Cyprinidae. The transcript has 12 exons. The record is from RefSeq and is a predicted model, not a curated record. The coding region runs from base 223 to 1092 and encodes 289 amino acids.